Molecule: messenger RNA, 8084 nt
Organism: Alligator sinensis (Chinese alligator)
Lineage: Eukaryota; Metazoa; Chordata; Crocodylia; Alligatoridae
Gene: PTPRZ1
Product: protein tyrosine phosphatase, receptor type Z1
Exons: 31
Coding region: 1-7086 (2361 amino acids)
Biological process (GO): peptidyl-tyrosine dephosphorylation
Molecular function (GO): protein binding; protein tyrosine phosphatase activity
Source: RefSeq, a predicted model, not a curated record
AUGGGAAUGGAAUAUGAACUACGGAAAUAUGCAGAAAUUAAAGAAAACCAAUUUCAUAGCCUCCUGAAGAAAAUGUUGGCUUUAAAGAAAUAUUUGGUUUAUGGAUACUAUAGACAGCAGCGAAAAUUGACUGAGGAGAUUGAUUGGUCCUACACAGGAACUUUGGACCAAAAUAAUUGGUGGAAGAAAUAUCCAGCAUGCAAUGAUGGUAAACAGUCUCCUAUUAAUAUUGAUGAAGACCUUACUCAAGUAAAUGUAAAUCUGAAGAAACUUCAAUUCCAUGGCUGGGAAAAGGAAUCUUUGGGAGAUACUUACAUUCACAAUACUGGCAAAACUGUGGAAAUUAAUCUGACAAAUGAUUAUUAUGUCAGUGGAGGUGGCUUAGAUACAGUAUUUAAAGCAAGCAAGAUCACUUUUCAUUGGGGAAAAUGCAAUAGAUCAUCAAAUGGAUCUGAACAUAGUUUAGAAGGACAAAAGUUUCCUCUUGAGAUGCAAAUCUACUGCUACAAUGGAGAUGAAUUUACAAAUUUUGAGGAAGCAGUUAAAAGAAGUGGGAAGUUAAGAGCUUUAUCAAUUUUGUUUAAGAUUGUUCCUGAAGAUAAUCUGGAUUAUGAAGCAAUCAUUAAAGGAGUAGACAGUGUUAGUCGUUUUGGAAAACAGGCUGCUUUAGAGCCAUUUGUUUUGCUGAACCUUUUGCCGAAUUCAACAGACAAAUAUUAUACUUAUAAUGGAUCAUUGUCAACUCCUCCCUGCUCAGAGACAGUUGAAUGGAUUGUGUUUAAAGAUACCAUAGGAAUUUCUGAAAGCCAGUUGGCUGUAUUUUGUGAAGUCCUUACAAUGCAGCAGUCUGGCUAUGUCAUGCUUAUGGAUUACCUACAAAACAACUUUAGAAAGCAACAAUAUAAGUUCUCUGGGCAGGUGUUUUCUUCAUACACUGGACAAGAAGAAAUUCAUGAAGCAGUUUGCAGCUCAGAACCAGAAAAUGUCCAAGCUGAUCCAAAGAACUAUACUAGCCUACUUGUUACCUGGGAUCGACCUCGAGUUGUGUAUGACACUAUGAUUGACAGAUUUGCAGUCUUUUAUCAGCAAUUGGAUGGAGAAGACCAGACUAAGCAUGAGUUUCUGACAGAUGGAUAUCAAGACUUGGGAGCUAUUCUAAAUAAUCUGCUGCCCAAUACAAGUUACGUUCUUCAGAUAGUUGCUAUUUGCUCUAAUGGUCUAUUUGGAAAAUACAGUGACCAAGUCAUUGUUGAUACACCUCCAGAUGGUCCAGAUAUUGACCUCUUCCCUGACUUAAAGGAAACAGAAGAAUAUGAGGAAGAAGAUGAUGAGAAGGAAGCAGAAAUGGAUGAAGAAAUCACAGUGAUUCCUAGUACUGAUAGUGCUAUAAACCAAAUAAGGAAGAAAGAAUUCCAGGUGACUACAUCUAGCUACAGUCAAGAGAAAAUGGGGACAAAAUCCAAUGAAGCAAAAACAAACAGAUACUUAAAACAGAAAGAAUCACAUGGAAAGGAUAUUUUCAAAGCAUUUUUUUAUCCCACUUCCCAGCCUGUUACUGAAAAAUCAGAUGAAGAGAAAGACACUUCUUUGGAAACUCAGACUGUUACCAGAAUGCCUCCUCAAGUGAAUGACCCCACCAAAGGUAUUGAGGAAGAGUAUGUAUAUAUUUCUUCUGGCACUGAACCAACAACAACGUCUGCUGCUGGUAGCAGUGAGGGAGAUUUUUUAUCACCAGUUUUCAAGCCUGAUCAAGAUGCAGAUGAUUCUUGGAGCUUCAUUCUUACCACUACUUCUAUGCAGUUUGUUACUGAAGAAACAACCCAGGAAGACAUCCUGCCCUCAGGAAGCCCAGAUAUAAGCAUGCAUGAUUUUCAUUCACAAGGCUAUAAUCAGAGUGUUUCAGAAGUUGUAGCACCCUCAGAUGCUGAAGAAUCUGCAGAUAAUACACCUUCUGUUGAUGGAAAGUUGUGGUUUCAUAAUGCUACAGAUUUGACAGAUAGAUCUGUUGUUCCAUUGGAUAGAAAGCAGUUAAUUCAAACUAGUUAUACCAAUGCUUAUAUUGAGGGAUUAAAGCCAGCUACAGUACCCUAUUCCAGUGGUCCAGUCAUGUCACAAGAUACUUCAGAUGCGGAUAUAGAAUUGCCACAUUAUCCUACUUUUGCUCUCUCCCCUACUGAGUUAUCACUUCAUUCUGUCUCUUCAAGCUCUGGAGAAUAUGGUUCUGCUUCUGCUGCCAGUGAGGUACUCUCUCAGACAACUCAACCUGUGUAUAAUGGUGAGAUACCUCUUCAACCUUCCUACAGUAGUGAAGUGUUUCCUCUAGUCACCCCUUUAUUGUUUGACACUCAGAUGCUCAACACUGCCCCUGCUACACCAGGUAGUGAUGUGACCUUGCAUGCUACACCUGUAUUUCCCAGUGUUGAUGUGUCAUUUGAACCCACCCUGUCUUCCUAUGAUGAUGUACCUUUGCUUACAUUUUCCUCUGCUUCCUUCAGUAGUAGAAUGUUUCACCACCUGUAUACAGUUUCUCAAAUGUUUCCACAAGGUACUCCAGCUGUUGCAAGUGAUAAGUUGUCCCUGCAUGCUUCUUUGACAUUGGCAGAGAGUGAUACAUUAAUACAGCCAAGCCUUUCUCAAUUUUCUGAUGUGGUAUCACAUCAGACCACUCAUGCUGCUUCAGAGACAUUGAUAUCUGGCCAUAAUAGAACUCACGUAUUUUCUCAAGUUGAACCAUCCAGCAGUGAUUUAAAAAUGCAUGCAGUGUCUACAAUGUCUGAACUUGCUUAUGCUUUGUCUAGUAAUAUGGGCUACCUCCAAACCUUUACUGUUUCUUAUGACUCUCCAGAAUUGGUGCAUGAUUCUGUUGGCAUAUUUCAUCAAGGUCCCUUAUUUAGCAGCUAUAACAAUGUACUGGUGCAUAAGCCUUCUUCUGUAAUAUCACAAGCUGAUACUUUGCUACAGCCUACACGCUCUCUCUCUAGUGAUACGGAUUGGUCUGAAGCAUACUCUGGUAGUGAAUCCCUUUUGCCUGAUACAGUUGCUUUGGCUAUACUUAAAGUUUCUUCAUCUGAUUCUAUAGGUGAAUUUACAUAUGCAACACCUGGGUUUAGUGAUGUUAAUAAGACACUUCAUAAAAGUGACAUAAGAUAUGGAGAUGAAAAAGAACUGCAGUUUUCCUCCUCUUUCAGUGAAAUGGCUUCCCAUGCUGAAAGUAAAAUGAUGCAUGAACUUCCUAUAUCAGUUUUUAACAAAGAUAUAAUUAAUCAGAAUACAUCUUUGCAAGAAAUCCCACUUCCUGUUUCUAGCACAAAGGGAAUCCUUCCAGUCUCUCUUGCUUUUCCCACUACUAAGAGUUUUGAUCAUGAUAUUAGUAAAUUUUCAGAAAAUCACUUUUCUGUUCAGCCUUUGCAUGUUGCACCUACAGCCUUUGAUGACACUUUGCUUAAACCUAUGCUUAGUGCAAUCUCAGAUCAAGCUCUCUCUGCCCCUGCUUCUAGCAAAAUGUUGUCUCCUUCAACUCAACGGUACCUUUUUGAGACAUCAGCUGCAAUAAAUAAUGAAGCAUUUCUACAAAGCUCCUUCCAGUCUUCUGGUGAUGGCUCUCUGCUUAAAACAGCUGCAACUGUGCCUAGUGAUCCAAUAUUGGUUGAAAGCUCCCAGGUUUUUAAAAUUAGUUCUACAUUUGACCAAAUAUUGCAUCCGAUGGCACCAGAUUCUGCUACAAAUAAAACCAUGUUGCAUUCUACAUCUGCACCGUCAAUAACUGAUAAUUUGUCCCACCCUUCUAGUAAGCCCACAGCAUCACUUCAAGGUUUAACUGUUGCUUAUGUGAGUGAGGAACAUGUUUCAUCCAAUUUAUUUAACAGUGAAGAUAUUCAGCUGGUUCCUCCUUUAUUGCAUAGUAGUGGUGUUUCAUUCCAGUCAACCAGUUUAGAAAACACAAAUGCCAUUCCCCCACAAGUAGCAAAUGCUGCAGUGGUUACUACUCCUUUCCUAACAAUUGACUCAUUACCAAGUAUAGCCACUUCUGUAAACAGCCACAUUUCUUCAAGUGUUUCUCAAAGAAGUGAGGCUACCAGUUUUUCAAGUGCUACUGUUGUUAAUGGUUCUGUUCAUGUACCUGCAGUUGUUUCUGAUUCUCGUGUGUCUGUUCAUCAUACCCUUCCUUUACCCAAUGCGUAUUUUUCUGUUACAUCUGUUUCUCCCAGCAGUGAGAGCCAUUUAACCCCAACCAAGUUGCAGGUUCCCUCUAAAACAUCCUCAGGGCUGCCCCCCAGUGCCAAUUCUGAUAUUAAUGUGUGGUCUUCUGUAGUAGAUGAUGAUUAUGAUGAAUAUGAUUAUGCCUUACCUGUAAGUAAUUGUAUCACAUGCACUUCCCAUAAAGAAAUUCAGGAAAAGGUAGUAGAUGAACAGAAAACACAGGUAAACAAUAUAAAGGAUCAGAAUAACCACAUUAUAAAUUCACAUUCUGAGAAAUAUGAAGAAGAAAAGAAAAUUACACCUGCUGCAUCAGACAGUCAGAUAAAUCAUGCCAUGGACAAGCAUAAUUAUACAUCAAUACUGACAUUGACAGCAAGUGAGAUACCUAAGAAGCACAACGAUCCAACAGUAUUGGAAAAUCAUAUCCAGACUGUUAGUAUCCCAUUACAAAACACAUCCGAAUCUAAAUCUUGGGCUGUUUUUACAAGUGAUGAAGAGAGUGGUUCUGGUCAAGGUACUUCAGAUAGCCUUAAUGAUAAUGAGACUUCAACAGAUUUCAGUUUUCCUGACCUUAAUGAGAGAGACUCUGAAGGGGCAGUUGAAGCAGGUAACUCAGAAUUAACUCCUGGAUCAUCACAGUCAUCAGCACCAUCUGUAACUAGUGAUCACUCACCAGUAUUCAACGUUUCUGAGGCAGAGGCAAGUAAUAGUAGCCAUGAGUCUCGUAUUGGUCUAGCUGAGAGUCUGGAAUCAGAGAAGAAGACAGUUAUACCACUUGUGGUCGUAUCAGCCCUGACUUUUAUCUGUCUAGUGAUUCUUGUGGGUAUUCUCAUAUAUUGGAGGAAAUGCUUCCAGACCGCUCACUUUUAUUUAGAAGAUAACACAUCACCUAGAGUGAUAUCGACUCCUCCUGCACCAGUCUUUCCAGUCUCAGAUGAUGUUGGAGCAAUUCCAAUAAAACAUUUUCCAAAACACGUUGCAGAUUUACAUGCAAGUAAUGGUUUUACUGAAGAAUUUGAGACACUUAAAGAGUUUUACCAGGAAAUCCAGAGCUGUACCAUAGAUCUAGGUAUUACUUCAGACAGCUCUAAUCACCCAGACAACAAGAAUAAGAAUCGAUACAUAAAUAUUGUUGCCUAUGAUCACACUAGAGUUAAGCUAGCACAGCUUGCAGAAAAGGAUGGAAAACUGACUGAUUACAUUAAUGCCAACUAUGUUGAUGGUUACAACAAGCCAAAAGCUUAUAUUGCAGCUCAAGGACCAUUAAAAUCAACAGCAGAAGAUUUCUGGAGAAUGAUAUGGGAGCACAAUGUGGAAGUCAUUGUAAUGAUAACUAACCUUGUUGAGAAAGGAAGGAGGAAGUGUGACCAGUACUGGCCUGCUGAUGGUAGUGAAGAAUAUGGGAAUUUUUUGGUCACUCAGAAGAGCGUUCAUAUACUUGCCUAUUACACUGUGAGGAAUUUUACUAUUAGAAACACCAAGGUCAAAAAGGGUUCCCAGAAAGGAAGGUCCAGUGGGCGUGUAGUAACACAGUACCAUUAUACCCAGUGGCCUGAUAUGGGUGUUCCAGAAUAUACUCUGCCUGUGCUCACUUUUGUACGGAAGGCAUCAUAUGCUAAGCGCCAUGCUGUUGGGCCUGUUGUGGUUCAUUGCAGUACGUCAACUUUGAUGGAACAAUUGAAAAGGGAACCUCCUCAUGAAAUCUGUCCUUCUGGAGCUGAUUCUGAUGAAGCCCACAGUGCUGGUGUUGGGAGAACAGGCACAUACAUAGUACUAGACAGCAUGUUGCACCAAAUUCAUCAUGAAGGAACGGUCAAUAUAUUUGGAUUCUUGAAACACAUACGUACACAAAGGAACUACUUGGUGCAGACUGAGGAACAAUACAUCUUUAUCCAUGAUGCGUUGGUUGAAGCCAUACUCAGUAAAGAAACAGAAGUCCUCGAGAGUCACAUUCAUGCCUAUGUUAAUACUCUCUUAAUACCUGGACCAACAGGAAAGACAAGAUUAGAGAAACAGUUCAAGCUACUGAGCCAGUCUAAUAUACAGCAGUGCGAUUAUUCUACUGCACUGAAACAGUGUAACAGAGAAAAGAACAGAACUUCUUCAAUCAUUCCUGUGGAACGAUCUAGAGUUGGUAUCUCUUCAUUGUCCGGUGAAGGUACAGAUUACAUCAAUGCUUCAUAUAUUAUGGGUUAUUAUCAAAGUAAUGAAUUCAUUAUCACCCAGCAUCCCUUGUUACAUACCAUCAAGGAUUUCUGGAGAAUGAUAUGGGACCAUAAUGCCCAGCUAAUAGUCAUGCUUCCUGAUAGUCAGAACAUGGCUGAAGAUGAAUUUGUUUACUGGCCAAACAAAGAUGAGCCUAUAAACUGUGAGAGCUUUAAAGUGACUAUGAUUGCUGAAGAACACAAGUGUCUGUCUAAUGAGGAAAAACUCAUAAUCCAAGAUUUUAUUUUAGAAGCUACACAGGAUGACUAUGUUCUUGAAGUGAGGCAUUUUCAGUGUCCCAGAUGGCCAAAUCCAGACAGUCCAAUUAGCAAAACAUUUGAACUUAUAAGUAUCAUCAAAGAAGAAACUUCUAACAGAGAUGGGCCCAUGAUUGUGCAUGAUGAGCACGGCGGGGGGACAGCAGGGACCUUCUGUGCACUAACAACACUCAUGCAUCAACUGGAAAAUGAAAGCUCUGUGGAUGUCUAUCAGGUAGCGAAGAUGAUUAAUUUGAUGAGGCCUGGAGUUUUCACAGAUAUAGAGCAGUACCAGUUUCUGUAUAAAGCUAUCCUCAGUCUUGUUAGCACAAGGCAAGAAGAAAAUCCUUCUGCUUCUAUGGACAGUAAUGGCACAGCUUUACCUGAUGGAAAUGCAGCUGAAAGCUUAGAAUCUUUGGUUUAACUAACUCAAAACACACACAUGCAUGCACAUACAUACAGAUGUACACACGCACAUGUGCACACACACCACCUGAAGUAUAGCAUUGUUGUUUUCUUUUUUAUAUUUCACGGGGGAUGAGGGGGCUGCCCAAUUAUUAUAUAAUCUGUUCAUUUCCCUUGUUCAAGCAACCUUUAUUUUUGUUGCAUAUGACUUUACUGCCGAACUUACACCAUUAACAAUGUGUGCCUUUUUUUGGAAGAUUUCUUGUAACACGUUUGUUACGUCCGGACUAACUUGAUUGAAUUUUACAGUGUUUCUAAGAAUUGACUUGUGGUAUGUUUUUUCAGUAUUAGUUUCCAAUUUGUCUGGCUUUACUUUUAACUUAAAAAUUAUCAUAUUUAUAGAUGUUAGAGAGUUCUCAACUACAAAUAAAGGUCAUGUUUUUAGUAUCUGAUUUACUUGCUGUAUUUAUAGCAAUCCUUGCAUUUGCUAGAAAUAUAACUUUUAAUAUAGUAGAAUGUAAAUAAAAUUAUGUUCUCUAUAAUAUUCAGCAUUUUAAGACUUCAGUAAACAUUUAGACUAGUAAACUGAUACUUACUGUAAAUACUUCUAUAGUGAUUCCAUGGACCAAAUUUAUAUUUAUAAUUGUAGAUUUUUAUAUUUUACUACUGAGUCAGUUUUCUAGUUCUGUGUAAUUGCAUUGUUAUAAUGAUGUAGUUCAAUAUAUGUUUUUAUUUUAACAAAAGUCUUCUGAUAUAUAAUUGUGCAUCUUAAGUGAUUAAUCUUCAUAUAUCUGCAUGUAAUUUUAACUUUUUGUGGGGAAUAGAAAAACAUUUGUUUUGAAAUGAGACGUUUUUAUGAGAAUAACAUCUGUACUUGGCAUUGUUUAAAUUGUUUUUAUCUACGGCAUUGCAAAAAUAAAUAUAAAUAUUCCAAUCUGUACUUAGAAUGCUGCAGCAUACAGUAAACACUGUGCAUUGUUAAUACCCAAGAUUUUAUAAAUUCUGCCACUUGCUCUC